Balearica regulorum gibbericeps (East African grey crowned-crane) is the source of this 345-nucleotide messenger RNA. The record is from RefSeq and is a predicted model, not a curated record. NCBI's taxonomy places the organism in Eukaryota, Metazoa, Chordata, Aves, Gruiformes, Gruidae.
AUGUCGGUGAGCCAGCCGCAGUCAGGAAGAGGUGUGCCUUGUUUACGCUGCAGAGGGAUGUGCACGGGCUUCGAGCCACAUUCUUGGAGGAAAAUCUGCAAGUCAUGCAAAUGCAGCCAGGAGGAUCACAGCCUGAGCUCAGACGUGGAGGAUGAUCGGAAAAUUGGGCGCCUGCUGACGGACUCCAAGUAUGCCACGCUCACCGCCCGGGUGAAAGGAGGUGACGGCAUCCGCAUUUACAAAAGGAACCGCAUGAUCAUCACCAACCCCAUCGUCUCUAGGAAGGACCCCACCUUCGACACCAUCACGUAUGAGUGGGCUCCCCCGGGGCUCACCCAGAAGCUG